UCCCCCCUCCCCAGUCUCUCAUGAAUAUUGAGCGGCCCCUGUUGUAUUUCCCGAGCUCCAUUGCGGAAGCCGAGACUCGCCAUAUUGUGCGGCGGCGGCGGCGCCGGCGGUUGAUCCUCGAGUCUCGCUCCGGCCACGGCCAGCGCACCCCCGGGCUGGGGCAGGAGCCGUCUUCACAGACUGCAAGAGAAGACUUGGAGGCCUGUCUGAUCUGUUCAUGUCUUGCCUGCUUUGUUUGUCCUGGACAGCUGGAGGAGUAUCUCAGAUCCCUGCAGCUCUGGAGUCAGGCAAGACUAGAGGUUUGUCAGUCUGAGGCAAUAACAGAUGGCUUGGAGAUUGUGGUUUCACCUAGAAGUCUACACAGUGAAUUAAUGUGCCCAAUUUGUUUGGAUAUGUUAAAGAACACCAUGACUACAAAGGAGUGUUUACAUCGGUUUUGUGCGGAUUGUAUUAUCACAGCCCUUAGAAGUGGCAACAAAGAAUGUCCUACCUGUCGGAAAAAACUGGUUUCUAAAAGAUCACUAAGGCCAGACCCAAACUUUGAUGCACUCAUCAGCAAGAUUUAUCCCAGUCGUGACGAGUAUGAAGCGCAUCAAGAGAGGGUCUUAGCGAGGAUCAACAAGCACAACAAUCAGCAGGCUCUCAGCCAUAGCAUCGAGGAGGGGCUGAAGAUACAGGCCAUGAACAGAUUACAGCGAGGCAAAAAGCAGCAGAUAGAAAAUGGCAGCGGGGCAGAAGAUAACGGUGACAGUUCCCAUUGUAGUAAUGCAUCCACACACAGCAAUCAGGAAGCGGGCCCUAGUAACAAACGGACCAAAACAUCUGAUGACUCUGGGCUUGAACUUGAUAACAACAAUGCAGCAGUGGCAAUUGAUCCAGUAAUGGAUGGUGCUAGUGAAAUUGAGUUAGUCUUCAGGCCCCAUCCAACUCUUAUGGAAAAGGAUGACAGCGCACAGACAAGAUACAUAAAGACUUCAGGCAAUGCCACUGUUGAUCACUUAUCCAAGUAUCUGGCUGUGAGGUUAGCUUUAGAAGAACUUCGAAGCAAAGGAGAAUCAAACCAGAUGAACCUGGAUACAGCCAGUGAGAAACAGUACACCAUUUACAUAGCCACAGCCAGUGGCCAGUUCACUGUUUUAAAUGGCUCCUUUUCUUUGGAAUUGGUCAGUGAGAAAUACUGGAAAGUGAACAAACCCAUGGAACUUUAUUAUGCACCCACCAAGGAGCACAAAUGAGCUUUUAAAAGUCAAUUCUAAGACUGAACUUUUUAUAGUCUAUUCCUUUAAUAUUAAAGAUAUGUACCAUUGUUACUUU
Mus pahari (shrew mouse) is the source of this 1314-nucleotide messenger RNA. RefSeq names its product ring finger protein 2 (gene Rnf2). Gene Ontology annotation, cellular component: ubiquitin ligase complex; PcG protein complex. NCBI's taxonomy places the organism in Eukaryota, Metazoa, Chordata, Mammalia, Rodentia, Muridae. The transcript is spliced from 8 exons. Bases 21 to 1235 code for a protein of 404 amino acids. Gene Ontology annotation, molecular function: chromatin binding; ubiquitin protein ligase activity. The record is from RefSeq and is a predicted model, not a curated record.